UACUCUUUCUCUUUUUUCUUUCUGCUUCUCUUUUUUUUUGUAUAGAAACGCACUUAGAAUUAUCAAAUUAAAAGAGUAUGAGUUCAACAUUAUUUACAUUAUUUGGCAUGAAUGUCGUUAGCGACUCUCCUUCUAUCAAACCCGUAAAAGAAGAUCAUCCACCUACAAUCCAAGACUACGUAGAAUUCCUUAAAAAUCAAGUUUAUUCACCAAGUGCUGUCACCCCCCGUCUUGUGCCUGAUAGUGAAGUAAAGAUUCAAUGUCAAGUGCGCGCCCGUAUUCCUACCACAGAAGGUGGUGAAAUGUAUUUAUAUUUAUACAAAAAUAACCAAGACAACAAGGAACACUUGGCUAUUGUAUAUGGUGAUGAUAUUCGCUCGAAAUCCUUGGACAAAACGUGGGAAAACGAAACUAUUAUGAACAGAAUUGUAAGAGGUGCAUACUAUGGUCGUUUGGAAGAAGUGGUGACUGAAGAAUCUCGUUCUCUUAAACUGACAGAAGAUCAAGAAGCGUAUUUAGAAUCUCAACAAGCAAAAGCCAAAAAUGAAUGGAAACUUUUGUCCGAUCCUCCUCUUGUCCGUAUCCAUUCCGAAUGUUUUACAGGUGAAACAGUUCAUUCUGCUCGAUGUGAUUGUGGUGAACAGUUAGAUACUGCUAUGGCUCAGAUGCAGGAAGCAGGAAGAGGCGUUAUUGUAUAUUUAAGACAAGAAGGUCGAGGUAUUGGUUUGAUGGAAAAACUCAAAGCUUACAACUUGCAAGAUUUGGGUCAUGAUACAGUAGCUGCUAAUGUGUUAUUGAGACAUCCUGCUGAUGGCAGAACAUAUGGUAUUGCAAAUGCCAUCCUUAAAGAUCUUCAACUAUCUAGCGUACAACUCAUGACGAACAAUCCUGACAAAAUUAAGCAGCUUGAAUCUUUUGGAUCUAUCAAGGUAGUGAAGCGUCAAUCCAUGGUGCCCCGUUCUUGGUCUUCACCUGUUAUGUCUAAUUUGAUGGGCAUUCUUCAUCCUGGUAGCAAUACAAACACUAAAAAAGAAUUUGUCCAUAGUGAUUUAGCAAGCUCGCCCGUGUUAUCCUCGGGUGCUUCCACACCAAGAAAUGAAAUGGAUAAAUACUUGGCUGUCAAAGUCAAGAAGAUGGGUCAUAUUUUAGAUUUACCAGACGAUUUGGCUAAAUAAAAAAGAAUGCAUUAAUCAAGUGGCUUAUGUAUAUGCACUUGUGACUUCUUUUUUUGUUUCCUCUUUCUCACUUGCUUGUU
Messenger RNA from Gilbertella persicaria, 1255 nucleotides. RefSeq names its product GTP cyclohydrolase II-domain-containing protein. Gene Ontology annotation, molecular function: GTP cyclohydrolase II activity. The transcript has 3 exons. Lineage: Eukaryota; Fungi; Mucoromycota; Mucoromycetes; Mucorales; Choanephoraceae. Gene Ontology annotation, biological process: riboflavin biosynthetic process. Bases 78 to 1175 code for a protein of 365 amino acids. The record is from RefSeq and is a predicted model, not a curated record.